Molecule: messenger RNA, 909 nt
Organism: Venturia canescens
Lineage: Eukaryota; Metazoa; Arthropoda; Insecta; Hymenoptera; Ichneumonidae
Exons: 4
Coding region: 183-851 (222 amino acids)
Source: RefSeq, a predicted model, not a curated record
CACAGUUGCAGUCGGAACGGAACCGUUUGCAAAUCCAACGGCUUAAUUUAACUUUUCAUAGCCUCAACGAAAGCCAGUGGUUAGUUCACUUUCGUCUAAUUUUAACGUCGAUCGCGGGGUCAAUUUUACUCGAUUUAAACUCUACUAAAAAUUUAGAAAAUUCGAAGGAAACAAAAGAAAAAAUGGCACACCUACGAGAUACUUUUACUUCGGUCAGUCAUAGCCAUUUCACGUGGCCAUAUCCAAUGCCAGUUUUGGUAAAACCCAGCCAACCACCUCGGCGAACAGGCAAUCGCUUGUAUGAGAAAAUAAGUGCUCCGGACGAUUGCGAUUGCGAAGCUCAAGAUUUCCAAAGAGACAUCGCCAGAUAUAAACAGCUGGCAGAGAAGGAACGUCAGAUGCAGAAUGAAGUCUAUCAAAUGAAUUGCGAAAUGUCAGACCUCGUAUCGUCUCUUGUGGACAAGUAUAAUUUGGACGACGCAGUAAUGAAGAGUGUUUAUCAAAUAGAUUACGAAAAACGAGGAAUUCCAAUAGCGAAAUACAGACCUCUCAUGGCAGCAGUCGAUUCUCCGGUUGGCUCACCCAUUCAGCCUGUCGUAACUGAACUUCGUGAUGGCUGCAGAGAACCAUCGAGAUUUCGUUACAGUGCUAUUGAGAGACCAACUAUCCAGCCAGCUACACCUGUUAAUUUUCAAAGAAUCCCAGAAUCGUGUUUCACGUGGGAAGAACCGGUAAUGGGUCAAUCAGAAUACGUAAACGGAACCAGCAAAUUGGCCGAUAUUAACAUGAAAAGUCGACAACAAUAUCUCGAGCCUCGGCCAUCGUCAAGAAGACGCCGUGGCGGACCGUGAUUCUCUACAGAAUAAUUGAUGUAUUGUAGCCACUUGGAAAAUAAACGAAACAAACGAC